UCUGUUCCGCUUCGCCAUGUUCAGUUUGUUCAGCCAACCGUUGGAAGGCCCCGAUAUCCUCUUGUUGAGCGAGAAGAAGAAUUGGAUGGUACCGCUGAACUAUGAGGCCGCCCCGCUGGCCGUCGACCAGAUGCAGAUUACGCUGCCCAACGUGGUCUUCCACUGCGAUGCGGACGGGAAUGCCAUAGCCAGCCGUUUCAUGUGGUCCGUCAACGCCCACUGUCCGCCGGUCAGCGAUGACCUUUACGCCAGAGUAGCGCAAGUCCACGAGCGUUGGGUACGCAGCCUGGAGUACCUACGGCAGUGGAAGGGGAUCCGGGAAUAUCUCAACGUACCUUUAAAUGGGGUACGUGCCGGUGGCGCUGCGGAAUGAGAUCAGCAUGGUCCGAUCCAGCGUGUUGGCCGCCACUGCGGAUGCAGACCCGCGGGACGUGCGUUGCCAGCCUGCUACGAAACCCCAGCGCCAACGCCGGCAGUAGCCUUCCUUCUUGUGCCCCGCACUGUCCCCCGUUUCCCCAUGGGAGUGCCUGCCUACAAAGAGCUAUGGUCGCCGGUCUCCCUGAUGCCGAGGGGCCGCAGCUGAAGGAGCGGGCCGUCUCAGGCCGAACGGUAGCC
Paramacrobiotus metropolitanus is the source of this 615-nucleotide messenger RNA. RefSeq lists its product as uncharacterized. NCBI's taxonomy places the organism in Eukaryota, Metazoa, Tardigrada, Eutardigrada, Parachela, Macrobiotidae. The transcript has 2 exons. Bases 17 to 373 code for a protein of 118 amino acids. The record is from RefSeq and is a predicted model, not a curated record.